Molecule: messenger RNA, 5682 nt
Organism: Cyprinodon tularosa
Lineage: Eukaryota; Metazoa; Chordata; Actinopteri; Cyprinodontiformes; Cyprinodontidae
Gene: iffo2b
Product: intermediate filament family orphan 2b
Exons: 8
Coding region: 467-1924 (485 amino acids)
Source: RefSeq, a predicted model, not a curated record
GUUUAGCACUUUGCAACAUGAUCCACGGAGAGGCCGGGCUCUGCGGCGCUGCAUCCUGCCCCACCGCCCCGCAUGGUGACUGGAUAGAGCCGCGGUGAAGCGGGGGAUGAGAAAGACAGAAAGCCAACCUCCUCAGUCUGCUAGCAGCAUCAGCAGAUCUGGACAAAGAAGGAGGCAGGAAAGAUGAGGCAGACGGGGAUUGAAGCUUCCUAUUAUUUCGGUCUGCGUCAAACCUCCGGGUCCGUCAGGAGAUGAAGCCAUCAGUGCCUCUUAAAGGACUUUUUGGGGUUAUUUGCUGCAGGGGCCCAUGUUAGAGUCAGUGAUGGUCCCCCCAUCUUCUGCAUUCUGAGGAGAAAUUGUCCAGUGGGAGCGGAGAUUAGAAGGAAGAUGCAAACAUAACUAACAACAGGUUACUUUGUCGCCGUUAAUCCAUAACAAGCUAUUUAAUUUAUUUUUGUUGUUCAUCAUGAGCUCCCUGUUUUUUUGCGAACCUCCGCCCGGUCCGGUGACCAGCGCCCUGCGGAACGACCUGGGCUCCAACAUCCAUGUGCUGAAAACCCUCAACCUGCGCUUCCGCUGCUUCCUCGCCAAAGUCCACGAGUUGGAGCGCAGGAACAAGCUGCUGGAGAGCCAGCUGCGGCGCGCCCUGCAGCGGCCGCUCUGCAGGCAUCCCUUUGGCCGGGAGGUCGCCGUGCAGACUGACGGACCCGAGUCCAGGCUGCCGGGGACCAUCUGGAGUUUCACCCACAUCCGGAGGCAAGGGGAGCGCUUCGAGACCCUGCAGGGGCCCGGAGUGACGUGGACGCACCCGGACGGAGUCGGAGUCCAGAUCGACACCAUCACGCCUGAACUGAGGGCUCUGUACAACGUGCUGGCCAAAGUAAAGCGAGAGAGAGACGAGUAUAAGAGAAAAUGGGAGGAGGAGCUGUCCAGGCGAGAGCAGCUGGAAUCAACUGUGGAAUCACUACAGCAGAGCGCCAGGGAUUCAUCAGAAAUCCAGGAUGAGCUGAAUGAGAAGGUAGACAGACUCAAGGCUGAACUUGUGGUCUUCAAGAGCCUGAUGAGUGACGAAAUGUCUGACCUGGACACAAAGAUCCAAGAGAAAGCCAGAAGAGUUGACAUGGACAUCUGCAGACGUAUCGACAUCACGGCCAAGCUGUGCGAUGUGGCUCAGCAACGCAACUCGGAAGACAUGUCAAAGAUGUUUAAUGUCAGCCCAGCCAGGUCGCUUCCAGAGAAGGGUGCCAUGGCCUGCUGCAGGAGAAAGGAACGUAAGACCAUCUCAGAUGAGGAGAACUCCGAAAUGGAUGCCGAGCCAAGCACUUCUGAGGAGGAGGUCCCUGGAUCGCUCAACAUCACGGAUGAGAUGAAGCGCAUGCUCAACCAGCUACAUUGCUCAGAUAACUCAUUUGUUGCUAGGCGUGAGGCAUUUGAAAUCGACGAUGACUGCGACAGUCUGACAUGGGAGGAAAACGAGGAGACCCUGUUGCUGUGGGAGGAUUUCACAAACUACAACAUGCCAUGCACCAUCGCUGCAACGACCUGCACUGCCGCCUGCCCAUGCGAAGCCAGCGCCGAGGCUGCUGAUCCGGAUUCACAGGAUGGAAGUCUUGGCAGCCUCAUUGAUGAAACAGAGUCACUAUUUAAAAACAGGGAGAAGGAAUACCAGGAGACCAUCGGACAGAUUGAGAUGGAACUGGCCACAGCAAAGAGCGACAUGACCCGACACCUGCACGAGUACAUGGAAAUGUGCAGCAUGAAAAGAGGCCUGGAUGUGCAGAUGGAGACCUGUCGACGGAUGAUUAAAGGUGGCAGGAAUUCUCCUUCUUUUAGCUCGGUGGCCAGCAGCGACUCAGGGAACACAGACGAGAUCCAGGAUGAGAUCUCUGAUAAGGAUGCAGAGGCUGAAGUCCCGCUCAGCUGAUGGCUGUGUGCCUGGGUUUUAUCCCAUCUCCUGUUGUCAUUGGAGUUUAGAUAUGAACAGUGUCAUCCUGGCCGGAGGUGGAAUAAGCUUAACAUGGUGCAGGCUACUGGUGCUUUUAUACUGUUUCUGCUGGUGGUGGGGGUGUCUCUGCUUCCUGAAUGCAGACACCAAGCUGUGCUCUCUUUCUCGCUGCUGAUUCCAGGGCUUCAAAUCAUUUUGCAGAGGAGGAAAAAAAAAUAUUUUAAACAAGCGGAAAAGUAUUUUUUAUCCAGUUAAGAUCCUUUUAUUCUAAAGGAAUUGAAUACAGUACAUAUUGUACUCCAACAAAAAUUCACCAAAACUAUAACUAUACAUCUGUGAGACUGAGAAACGUGUUUCUGCUGAUUGAUUUUUUGUGUGAUUUGAUCCCAGGUGUGGUAUUCAGAGUCCAAAUUUAAGUGUUCGGGUUUAAGUGUCUUCUGUCAUGGAGACGAAGAGAAUUGGAAAGAAAUGGUGUUGAAGUUCUGCUUUUUAUCAAGGGAACUCUGCAGGCUUGCCAAAGUCAACAGAGGAAAGGAGCACAGCCCUUUUUUGUAAAUGCAGCGGUGCACUACUGAAUUCUAUGCAAUUUAGCCAGCCUUAUUGCUUUUUGGACUGGUUGCUACCCUUCUUUGCUUAUCUUAAAGCCAUCUGCCUCUUCUAAAUAAAGCAGGUAUUUUUUUUUUAAGUUUUACUAUCUUUAUUUGGGGUAUCAACUGGAUUAGUGCUCAUAAAAUAUUAAUAUAUCAUAAAAUAGGCCUUUGCGAAAGUAUUUGUGACCCUUAAACUUGUUCACUUUUUGUUACAUUUCAAUCAGAAACAUUAAAGGUAUAGCGGAGAAUGCUCUUUUUCCAGGUGGAUCAUCAAAAUAAGUGGUCCUCCUAAUUUUCAAUCAUUCUGGUGAUAUGUUUACGUAAGGCCGUCCUACGUGUUCGUCCCCAUUUUCACUUACCGAUGGUGAAUCUGACAUACAGUAGUGGAAAAAUCCAAAAUCUUCUUUUGAAAGGUAAGCUUGUAUGAGCAAUGCAAACAGCAACUUUUAAACAGAGGGUGCACAAGCAGAAAUAAGCUCCUGCAUGCUCUUGCACAGUUUAAUAGGCGUUCCUUCUUGGGAGCGAAUACGGGGUUGUGCAGGUGCAUUUUUUUAAGGUGGAGAGGGCGGGUAUUUUCAAAAAUUCAUAAAAAAUCCUCCACUAUACCUUAAAUAUAUUUUAUUGGGAUUGAAUGUGAUUGACCAACACCAAACUCCAUAUCAGUAAAAAUCUAUGUCAGUAUCCAUAAUUCUUAGGUAGAAGCAAUAAAAUACUUAGUUUUACAUUUUGACAAUGUCAUCAUUGUCAUUUCUUUAAAAAUAUAAAUCUGAAAAGUGUGUCAGGAAUUGAUGUUCUGCCCUUCUGCAUUACAUCUUUGCAGAACCACCUUUUUAUAGCUGCAAAUCUUUUGGAGUUACCUUUCCAGGUUUGCAUUAGAGGCUAAACUUUUGCACAUUCAUCUUUUAAAAAUAUGCCAAACUAAAAGAAACUGGAUGUAGAGUUUCAGUUAGCAUUAAUUUUUGAAGUCUUGCCACAGUUCCUAAAUAAAUGUAUGUGUAGGGUUGGUAGCUCUCCAUACUCAAGUGUUUUGCAGCCUCUAAUAGGUUUAUCCUUGGCUGCUGAAAAAAAAAAACCCAUUAACUGAAAGUUUUUUAUGGUGAUGCUUAUUAUUUUUCUGCCUUACUAUUAUUUUUUUUAUAUAGAUAACAAAUAUUUCCAUCUGAUCUCCUCUAAAUAACCAGAGUUGCAGAAUACAAAAAGAAUAAUUGUCCUGUCCAAGUUUGUAGCUCUCUGCAGCUCAUCUAUAGUAACCAAAGCUCUCUUGGCUGCUUCAUGCUCGCCUGUUUAAAGCCGACGCAUAAAAUCCCAAUAAAACACGUUGAUGAUUGUAGCUGUAUCAUAAUAAAUGGUGAAAAAAGUUUAAAAAAUAUGACUGCUUUUCCAAGGCAGAGUGAUUGUUUGCCAGGUUUAGCUUGCUAUUGAUGCAGGCAGUGCUCUGCUGUUACUCACAUCUGCUUCACUGUGGAAAUGCCACUCGUGCGUUGUGCCCCUAAUUUGCACAAAUCAACACUUAGUUGCUUAAAAAUGGGACACAACUCGUUUCUGAUUUUUAUGCUGAAACCAAAGGGCAUAUUUUAUUUUUUAAGCUUAGAAAAAUAGUAAUUUUACUUGUCAAUAUCAUGCUGUCUUGCAGAGUCCUCUGCAGGAGAGCAGAUUCCUUAUUGCUUCGUUUCUUAGAACAGGGCUAGAAACCUCAGUCUGUACUUAAUGUCUGUCAGCAUGCGAUUGGAUAUACCCCAGAGGCCUUUUUUUUGUUUGUCAUUUUGCUGCAGAAUGGUAAAAUAAUUCAGCACAGAUUCUAAUCAAUGGAUGGAGAGACAAAAGGCUUUUUUGUUUGUUUCAAUCAUAUGUUUAUUUUUAAAUGUGAUUUAAUGGAUCCGGGUUAAGAGCUACUUCUAUCUUCAAGAUUUUCGGUGGGCAGAAUAUGAUGAAGCAUGUUUAUACGUGGGAAAGAAGUUCUGGGUCUCUUUUAACAUAUACUUUGAGCAAAACAAAUGUAUUUCUGACUGUUUACUGUCUCGUUAUAUUUUACAUUUGCGAAAAUGUGUAUUCUUUUUAACCAAACUGUGUUAACCAUUAAGCUUUGUUGCUAUUUUAGCUUUUAAUAACCUAAAACAUAAAAUUUUUGCAGUUAUUUUUUUAACAACUGACUCAAGAGAACGUUUUAGAUCAGUCUGCUUAAGGGGGAAAAUGUCAAACUGUUUGUAUAAAACCAGCCUGAUCAAUAACAAAGAGCCAUUCUGUUGUUUCUGCUGAACAUUACUCACAUUACUUAAUGACUGUAUGGACGUAGCAUUCAUGAACCACAGGUCUGAUGUAUUUCUGGCUCCUCCGAUCAUCACGUUACCAGCCAACCUAAGCAAUCUUCUUUGUCAUAAAGAAUAAACCCAGGAUUAAUAAUUCUGACUUUGUAAAGUUGUGUAAACUCAUUCCCAGUGCACAUGCCAACCACUGAUUUUUUCCAUUGUCCAAAACUCCUGCUAAGUACUAAAUGUCAGGUAUAACAUCUUGACCCUCUCAGUCAAAGCAGGUUUCCUUUUUUUUAGUUAAAAAAGCUUUAGCUCUUAUUUGCUGAAUGUAGCUUUACUGGAAGCCUCUAAAGACCUUAAAUAAUGUAGCUGUUAAAAACGCAGGGACACAUGGUGUUUGGUUACAUGCUGGGAACCUAAGUGUGAGUUUUUGCUUUACUAAACAAGUUUUCAAGCUUGCCACCAAGGCGUAUGUAAAUUUGCGUGAUAUGAAUGUUUCAUACUAAACAAAAAAAUGGGGUUUUAUACAAGGAUGUUUUUUUGAUAAAGUCUGGGAAUUUUUUUCGUUAAAAUUUAAUCUUUGCUAGUAAACAUUUCUGCUGUUUUAGGGAGGUCCAAGCUGCAGCAAUAUUUGCAUAGAAGCUGCUGAACUUUUAUCAAGUCCCCUGUUUUGAUGUUUAUUUUGCCUCAAAGGUAACAUCUUAAUUUCAAUUGGCUGUUGUUUAUUUAUAUUCUUUACUCUUAGAUUUGUAAGUUUAUUAUUUUUUUCUAAUAUUUUUGUUGAAAUUAUUUAUAUGGUAAACUCAUGAGGGUGGUGGGCUGUCCUAGUUUAAAACUGAUGAAUGUAUUUAGUUCAUUUUAGGGUAAUGUUAAAUAAAGUGGUGGAUUGGUAAUAAAA